Molecule: messenger RNA, 1219 nt
Organism: Folsomia candida
Lineage: Eukaryota; Metazoa; Arthropoda; Collembola; Entomobryomorpha; Isotomidae
Product: protein hunchback
Exons: 3
Coding region: 163-927 (254 amino acids)
Source: RefSeq, a predicted model, not a curated record
AUAACUUAAAUGGCGUUUAUAAACAUUUGUAAAGUACAAAUUAUAAUUUCCAUCUUACUAUACAAAUCCAUAAUAUUAUUUCCAUCUUGAGUUUAGGUAGACGACGACUUCAAUCCUGCAUUUUUUGGACCCAUUCCUUGCCUGCCAUUCGUUUCAGUCAGAAUGAGUGAUCCCUCCAAAGCAGUCGUGCUUUAUCGUGGUAGAAGAAACAGCAACGCCGAGAACAUUCCUCCACCUUCUCGUCCAAGUUCACCCUUUGACCAACCCCACCGAAGUCGUGGUUCUCGACCCCACACGCUACACUUGCAGUAUAUCACUCCCCCCUUCGUUUUCGAAUACUUUUCCAACCCAAACGUCACCGUCUUCAUCGCAGCUAGAGUGAUGUAUACUCCACCUUAUCCUGGAUUCUCCCAAGACAAUGGGGGUGGCGGCUACGGACAUCACUUACCGAAUGGAUACAUUCCAUCGCCGUCAGCAGCAUCAUCUUCUGCGUCCUCGCUGUUUUCGAGCUCCCAGUCGUCGCAAUCAUCCCAUCGUGCGGCAAAUCGGCUCCACCAGCCUAAUAAUUUCAAUGGAUCAUCAGCAGUCGCGACGCAGGGAUCAGCCCCCUAUGCUCAUUCAACACCUGUAGUUGAUAAUUCUGAGAACAAUCGCUCGCAGCAAACCAUUCCCCAAGACAAUCAAUGGCCACAACAGCAACCGUGGUAUCAGGCACCACUUCAACAUUAUCAGCAACCAAUGUUUGGACAAGGACCUAUAUUUGGUCACCAGGACCAGCAGCAACAACAUGGCCACCAUGGUCAUGCAAUGAUGCCGCAAAAUCAGUACCAAUCUCCAGGUGCAAAUAAUCCCAGCUAUCACUUUCAUUUUGGAAGCCCUGGCUCAUACGAUGUCAACUUUGCUCAUAACAAUGCCAAGUAUGAAUAAGACAAAUUAAUUGAUGCAAAUCCAACAAGUGCUAACGAUAUGACUAAAAAACAGUAGACUCAUUUAGUUUUGUUUUUGUAUUUUUUUUAUUCAAAUGUUAAAGGGUUUAAUGAAUAUGUAAUUAAGAUAUUUUUAGGAAGAGUAAUAUACAGAGUUAUUUAUUAGUUAUACGGUCAACCAUCCGACUUUACGAGGUUUGACUUUAGCAGUUUAACCCCACCAAGAAGAAUCAAUAUUAUUUAUAUAUGUUGUAGUAAUAAUGCAAAUAAUUAUACUAUAACUAUAAUAAUUA